AUGAGUAACGACCUUGCAGUCAGUAUUUGUCUUGUUGGUGGACCUGAAGUAGGAAAAACUACUUUUGUUAAAGUCGUUAAAGAAUCAAUCUUUAAUGAAGAUUAUAUCUCUACUAUUACCAAAACAUAUUACGAAUAUGAAAGGACAGUUGACAACAUUCGGUUUCAUGGAAAUAUAAUUGAUUUUUCAGGACAUGAACUGACUGAUGGAAAUAAAAGUUGUUUUCCUCAGUUUUUAGAUGGAAAAAUUCAUAUUGCUUCUGGAUCUGCUUCAGAUCAAUCACAUCAAAUACACCGUCAUGUCACUUCGGCAGUCAAUAGAAGAAAAGACUGUCAUGACGUUUCAUCAGUAAACGAAUCGUUCACACAAAUAUUAACUAAAUAG
Molecule: messenger RNA, 384 nt
Organism: Entamoeba dispar SAW760
Lineage: Eukaryota; Evosea; Mastigamoebida; Endamoebidae
Exons: 2
Coding region: 1-384 (127 amino acids)
Source: RefSeq, a predicted model, not a curated record